AUGGUCUCAGGCUCAGCAGCUAAUGAGACUCCAGUCAGGGGAUCAGUAUCUGGCAGGUGGGGCGCUUGUCGACUCUUUGCUUGUGGAAUGAAUGCUGGGAUGAUCCUGGGAAUUUACGCAGAGUACCUUUGGGCUGCUGACUGGCUGGAGUUGCCAAAGCAAUGCAACUUCCGAAGUGAGCUUCCUUGGCUCGAAUUGGCUGAUUGCUUCCACCGCUACACCUUCUCGCAUGCAAUGCUCCGUGGGCAGAACCUCUCAAUCUUUGCAUAUAUUGGCAGCAUUGUUGUGGCGUGCUUGAUCAUGGCAGAGAAACAGCGAAAAGUGAGACUGACCAAGCUGUUACAGGCCAGGCUGCAUGGUGAUCCCACACCCUCGACGGCACAAGUUGCCGUGCAUCGCUCCCUGAACUUUUUAUCCAUCUACUCCAGCUUGCUGUGUGUGGCCCUCCCUGGUGUGCUUCUGCUCGUACCCUUUAACUUGAGUUGGCCGCGGAUGCACUACGGUUGCACUGUCCUGGCGCUGUCUUCGUUUGUUGUUGGGAUGAUUCUCUAUGCCACCAUGCCACUUGGCGCUGCUGCAGGCGAGGAUGACAAUGAGCUCAGCCGGUGGGCAGAGCGGCAUGCACGACUCCGUUUCAAGGUGUGGUGCAUCGUGGCUUUGCAUCUUGGUCUGCCAGCUGCUGCUGGAUUACAUCACCUUCUGUGGCUUGAUGUGACUGGAAGACUGUUUGGAUUUUGCGAAGUGAUGGCCAUCCUCUCAUAUCAGUUCUUCCUCGCUUCAUUCUCCGCCGAUGAUUUUGCUGCAGACCCAGACAGGGGUCGGAGCAUUGUCAGUAAAGCUCUGCCACAAACCUCCCCUGCUCCUGGAGAUUUGGCAAAUGUAUUUGGACAUAGUCAAUAG
Messenger RNA from Symbiodinium pilosum, 900 nucleotides. NCBI's taxonomy places the organism in Eukaryota, Dinophyceae, Suessiales, Symbiodiniaceae. The record is from the annotation of a GenBank genome assembly.